GUUUUGGUUAACGGCCGCACCGGUUUUUGACAACCAGCAGUGUACUCUUAGCUCACUUGUCUACCUUGUUUCAAACAGAAUCAUUUUCGAUUGAUGUAAACGGCAUCCCUUUGUUUUGGCAGAAUUUAAAAGUUACGCUUAUAUAGAAACCUAACCGUAUGGUGUGCUACUUUUCUACUAUGUGAUAUAAUUAGCGAACUUGUCAGAAGUAUUUUUACGUCUUUUAGUACGAGAGCCUGUCCAAUUCCUCCACGAUCAUGCCUAUUCAGCUGACUAGUCAAGCUUACUGUAAAAUGCUACUCCACGCCGCCAAGUAUCCGCACAGCGCCGUCAACGGGUUGUUGGUUGCAGAAAAAGACAAAGAGAGAAAGAAAGACAGUUGCCAAGAUCCACUCUUGUGUGUGGACUGCGUGCCACUCUUCCAUGGCACUCUGGCUCUUGCACCAAUGCUAGAAGUUGCUUUAACACUGAUUGACACUUGGUGUAAAGAAAACAAUUAUGUCAUCGUCGGAUACUAUCAAGCAAAUGAACGCACAAAGGAUUCAAGACCCAACCAAGUUGCGGAAAAAGUGGCAGCAAGGAUUUCGGAAUGCUUCAGUGAAGCUGCAAUUGUUAUGGUGGACAGCAGCAGAUUAAAAAUGAGCUGCCGUGAGCCCAUUGUGCUCAUUUAUGAUCUUCAUGAAAAUAAGUGGAAAAGUAGGGAUGUCAAUAUCGACUCCUUCGAGGACUGGAGCGAAGCGCAAAAGAUCACGUCAGCUCUUCUAGAGGGAAGGUCCUACGAGAACUUGAUUGACUUUGACAAUCAUUUGGACGACCUCAGGAACGACUGGACCAACCCGGUCAUUAACAAGUCUGUCCUGGACUUGUGUUGAGACCGUCGGCCGUGCAGUCUUAACAAGCGCAUGGAGAUGGCUGCCAUUGCUACUUGUGGCACAGGAGCACACGAUGCUCAACCCAGUCCCGGUUCCACUUGAGGUUUUGGUACUGUCCAGAAUAUGUGGAAGACCAACCUUUUAUUAGACCAACCGAUCUCAAGGGCAAGCACCUGAUUGUGCACUUUGCGCAGGCAUUGCAGACAUAAUGUGGCUCAAUGCAUUUUUUGUAGAAUGAGAAUGAUGUGUCUUUAUUCAUAGUGCUGAAAUUAUUAAUUAAACUUAGAAAAUAUUUGAUCGCGUUUGUUCUUCUGAAGUAGCCAUACUGAGGUAAAAUCCCCAAUACAGCGGUGCCUCAACAUACGAAUUUAAUUUCUUCGGUGACGCAAAACAUUUGUACUCAAAUCAUCUUUAACUAUUGAAAUGAAUGUAAAUGUUAUUACUAAUCUAUUUCAGAAAAGAAGGUCUUUUAAAUGAGAAAAAUAGCAACUCAAUAAUUUACUUGAUACAAUAAACAACCGUGAGAUAAUUCAA
Syngnathus typhle (broad-nosed pipefish) is the source of this 1406-nucleotide messenger RNA. It is a transcript of the gene emc8, whose product is annotated as ER membrane protein complex subunit 8. NCBI's taxonomy places the organism in Eukaryota, Metazoa, Chordata, Actinopteri, Syngnathiformes, Syngnathidae. The transcript has 5 exons. The coding region runs from base 258 to 872 and encodes 204 amino acids. The record is from RefSeq and is a predicted model, not a curated record. Gene Ontology annotation, cellular component: EMC complex.